Messenger RNA from Dama dama (fallow deer), 1616 nucleotides. It is a transcript of the gene TMEM100, whose product is annotated as transmembrane protein 100. Lineage: Eukaryota; Metazoa; Chordata; Mammalia; Artiodactyla; Cervidae. Gene Ontology annotation, biological process: cellular response to BMP stimulus. The coding region runs from base 461 to 865 and encodes 134 amino acids. The transcript is spliced from 2 exons. The record is from RefSeq and is a predicted model, not a curated record.
CUCCUGUCUGUGGGGACGCUAAAAUGAUUCUGACUUAUCAUGUCACUGAGCAGAGCUGGGGGAAGCCAAAACUCAGAGUCUGCUGGCAAGGAAAAUAAAGAAGAAGAAAAAAAAAAAAAGGCAGGGAGGAGCAAACCAGCGGGGGAGGAAAUAAAAAGAGAGAGGGAAAGACAAGCGUCAUUUAGGAAGGGGUAGAGUGAAAGAAAGCGCUCAGGAUCUAAAACCCACAGCAUUUUAUAUCUUUUCUCCUCCCCAGAGAUCUCUGUCCCGUCACUUUACUGACAGAGUGCUGUGACAGGCUGCCUUCUCAGAAGUCCAAGAAGAAGCUCAAAGGCUGCUGUUCCUUCCCUCUCAAGUCCAGGGGUCUCCCUGGUAAUGGAUUGCUUCUCUCUGACUUUUUGCCCUGGUGAGACCACCCAGAUCUAGUCUGUGAGCUCAGCUAGGAGACGCCGCUGUAACAAUGACAGACGAGCCCAUAAAGGAGAUCCUGGGAACCCCGAAGUCUCCCAAGCCGGUGGCAAUGGAAAAGAAUGCCAACGGCGAAGUGGUGGUUACCAUGGUACCCCUGGUCAGUGAGAUUCAGCUGGCGGCCGCCACCGGGGGCGCCGAGCUCUCCUGCUACCGCUGCGUCAUCCCCUUCGCCGUGGUGGUCCUCAUCACCGGGACCGUGGUCACUGCCGUGGCGUACAGCUUCAACUCCCACGGCUCCAUCAUCUCCAUCUUGGGCCUGGUCCUUCUGUCCCUGGGACUUUUUCUGUUAGCGUCUAGUGCUCUGUGCUGGAAGGUGAGGCAGAGGAGCAAGAAAGCCAAGAGGCGGGAGAGCCAGACAACUCUGGUGGCGAAUCAGAGGGGCUGGUUUGCUUAGGACCGAAUGAGACCAGCGAGGACGUGUGACCUGAAGGACCUGCUUUCACUUCGUCAGCCAGGGCGCCCAGGACCGCAGUGGGGAGGAUGCGCUUGGCAGGGACCAGAGGCGCGGGGUGGCCUCACGGCGGACGGCGCACGGGGCUCUCCUCUGGGAGCAAUGACUUCUUUCUUCUUCUACGACAAACUUAACUCCAAGGGCUAUUCUAAGACUGAAAAUCAGUGUUUCCUCUGUAUUAAAUAUUUUAGGAGUCAUGGGAGGUUCGUGGCAUUAGACAUUUUGUUGGAAAAUAGGCCAGAAAAGAUGAGUUCUAGCACACCAGUGACCUGCCUCCAAAGGAGAUAACCCACACUAUUAGGACGUUAUAUCCUAAGACUGUUCUGCUGAGAUUCUGAACUGCUUUGGACUUUGCAUUCACCCAUGAAAUUCUAUGAUAUUUCUUUUUCCCAAAAAGUUGAUUCUCUGGUAUCUGUUUAGUUUUCAUUUUCAGUAAAGCAUCACUGGUGGUACUUUUCUUGAGGAAUAAACUAAUUUUUUUUUUUUAUGUUUUAACAUUGAACAGUUCUUACAUGAUUGUAAUGAUGUGUCAGAUCAUUUAAAAAGGUAAAAUGUGUAGCUACUAGAUCACAUGGGGGGAUAAAUUAAUAUUAAAAUAAUCCUAUACAGCACUUUUGAUGAUUUUUAUAUUUCAUGUAAAAUUUUAAGUUUCAUGUACAGUUCAUUCAAAAUAAUAAAUACUCAUUGCUGCUGA